AUAUAUUUAAAUUCAAGUCCACCUCCUUCCUGUUGCCUUUUCCAUCGCUCUUUGCUCUCAAUGCAACAAUUUCAUUUAGCACAGUGGCCAGAUGUGCCAAAGACCUUUCUACCAUUGAUGCAUUCACAGGUGUCUGUUUGUUUAUUAGUGUUUUAUUCAUCAUUCUACCAGUUGCUGGAACUGUUUACAGUGCUGAUCUCUGGAGGAAAGCUAAGAACAACAAACAGCCUCCAGAUGCAAAUUAUGGGAGCACAACUUCAAUGCAAAAACAUACUAGUACAUCAAAAACAGAGGGGAGACAGACCCACGAAGCCAUAUCAGGGAUAUUGCCACUGGUAGAUGGUUCAAAGCAAAAUAAUGUUCUGGAAUGGGAGGCUAAAGUACUAAAAAACCCUAUCUACAUAUAUUCUCGAAGUGGUCCAUUUUAUUUAGGUGUUGACACAUUUUUCAUCAUUAGACUUCAGCCACUCCAUAUGUAUUCCGUGUGUCUUUUGGUUGGGUUGUAUUCUGUUACUCCAUGGGGAGCACUCUGGGAGUUCUUGAAACUUGAGGUGGAGAAUUGUAGAAGAAUGUGGUGGACCAACUUAUUGCUGAUAAACAACUUCAUUGCUGGACCCAAGUCAUGUAAUGGAUGGACAUGGUAUCUUGCAAAUGAUUUCCAGUUUUAUUUCAUAACGCCCCUGCUAGUCUUUCUUUACAACAGAAGGAAAUGCUGCCUUGUCAUCUUGGCAAUCUUUCUGUUCCUGGCAACGUUUACAGCUACAGCUUUGCUUUCAUUCUUCUACCGACUGCCUAUAGCAAACCCACAUGAUAUGAGGCAAAUGUCCACUGUGAUGUAUUUUCUAGAGUAUUACUCAAAACCUUACUGCCGAUAUGGUCCAUUUCUUGUUGGUGUCUUUCUCGGACUGUUCAUGUAUCACCACCAAGCAUCAAUUCUAAGAACCAAGGUUCAGGCUUCUGUUGGGUGGCUUUGUGCCACGAUCUUCAUGUUGAUGGUGAUUGCUUUGGCUUACAUUUUAGAAGACUCCAUCAGUUUCUAUUCGCCUGUAGUUGCCAUUUAUCAAGCUGUUCAUCGGACAUUUUGGGCAAUUGCUGUAGGAUGGAUCAUUUUCGCAUGUGAGGAAGGCUAUGGAGGAUUCAUCAACACCAUCCUUUCAUGGAGGGUUUGGACUGUGGUUGCAAGAAUUAGUUAUGCUUGCUACUUGGUGCAUCCAGUGAUCAUACUAUUAUAUAAUGGACUUCAAGAAACUUUGAUACAUUACUCAGACAUCAAUAUGUUCUACUUGUUCCUUGGACACUGCCUGAUCACAUUCAUGGUAGGAUUGGCAUUAACAGUGAUGGUUGAGAUUCCUCUUCAAAAAUUAAAGAAGUCUUUGGGUUCCAUGCACCAACAUGGAUCAAGACUUUAGAACAGCAAGAUGGA
This is a messenger RNA of Protobothrops mucrosquamatus (brown spotted pit viper), 1423 nucleotides long. Its product is annotated as O-acyltransferase like protein. The annotation marks the transcript as partial. NCBI's taxonomy places the organism in Eukaryota, Metazoa, Chordata, Lepidosauria, Squamata, Viperidae. The record is from RefSeq and is a predicted model, not a curated record. The transcript has 10 exons. Gene Ontology annotation, molecular function: acyltransferase activity, transferring groups other than amino-acyl groups.